Morus notabilis is the source of this 3352-nucleotide messenger RNA. Its product is annotated as DExH-box ATP-dependent RNA helicase DExH18, mitochondrial. Gene Ontology annotation, molecular function: RNA helicase activity; hydrolase activity, acting on acid anhydrides; ATP binding. The transcript is spliced from 4 exons. NCBI's taxonomy places the organism in Eukaryota, Viridiplantae, Streptophyta, Magnoliopsida, Rosales, Moraceae. Bases 176 to 2653 code for a protein of 825 amino acids. Gene Ontology annotation, cellular component: mitochondrial degradosome. Gene Ontology annotation, biological process: RNA catabolic process; mitochondrial RNA 3'-end processing. The record is from RefSeq and is a predicted model, not a curated record.
AAAACAAAAAAAAACAAAAACAAAACCAAACAAAACCAGUCACCAUUCCCAUUUCCCACCCGUCUCUCUCUCUCCCUCUCUCUCUCUCUCUAAAAUCAAGCAAUCGCUUUCUCUCUCUCUCUCUAAAAUCAAGCAAUCGCUUUCUCUCAGCCUCUCAGGCAAGAUUUUAUGCGCAAUGGCAAGAGGCCCUGCUUCGUCUCUGUUUCGAGUUUAUGCUUACAAGAAAAACUCUUCUAGGAUUAGGGUUUUGCUCUGCAACCAACAAUAUAUCACUACUAGUAGCACUAGUUUUGGACAAUAUCACCACCGUGGGGCAUCCCAAAAUCCUUUUCUCAGUUCCUCUUUUCAUGUCCCAAACCGACCCUUUUCAACCAACUUGAUAACCCUAGCUUGCCUUGGAUUGAUUUCACAGAGAAAAAACGUUCUGGGUAGUGAUUAUUUUCAUGUUAAACCAUUUUCUUCGGUUGCGGAAGAUGGGGACGGGGAUGUGAAUGAUAAUAGUGAAGGUGGUAGGACUGAUUUGGUUGAUUUAGGAUGUGAAUUUGAUGCGGAUUCUGGGAAAAGUAUUGAUUUUGAUAAUGAAAACGAGGUCACUUCUUGCCAUGAGGAAGAGGAUGGUGUUUAUGAGGAUUUUGAUUCGGCAAUGGCUGAAUUGGAUAAUGACAGUGUGGACGGUGAGGGUGCUGCAAAUGGCGAGGGUUAUGUUCAUGUUGCGUGUCGCAAUCCUUUGGAAUUGUAUCGCGAGCUUCGCGACACUGAAAAUGGUGUGAAACUGAGGCGGUCUGAUUGGGUGACUCUCACUGAAACGUUUGGUGUUUUGAGCCGGUCGGGUUGGGCAUCUGACCAGGCUCUUGCAAUUUACAUUGGCAAAGCGUUUUUCCCUACUGCUGUGCAAAAGUUCAAGAAGUUUUUCUUUAAGAAAUGUUCAGCUGAUGUUGCCAAGUACUUGGUGACUCUCGGCCCAGCUGAUGCUGCGGUUAAGUUCCUGUUCCCAAUAUUUGUCGAAUAUUGUUUAGAGGAAUUUCCUAAUGAGAUCAAGCAGUUCCAGGGUAUGGUUGAGUCGGCGGAUCUCACUAAGCCCCACACAUGGUUUCCCUUUGCGCGAGCUAUGAAACGUAAGAUAAUAUAUCACUGUGGUCCGACCAACAGUGGUAAGACUUAUAAUGCCUUGCAACGGUUUAUGGAGGCAAAGAAAGGUUUAUAUUGCAGCCCUCUCAGGUUGUUGGCUAUGGAAGUUUUUGACAAGGUGAAUGCACUUGGUGUGUAUUGUAGUCUUCAGACUGGUCAAGAAAAGAAGUACAUCCCCUUUUCGAACCAUACUUCUUGCACUGUGGAAAUGGUGUCGACGGAUGAACUGUAUGACGUUGCUGUUAUUGAUGAAAUUCAGAUGAUGGCCGAUCCAAGUCGAGGUUAUGCGUGGACACGGGCAUUGCUUGGGCUAAAGGCUGAUGAGAUACAUUUGUGUGGAGAUCCUAGUGUUCUAAACAUUGUUCGAAAGAUCUGUUCAGACACAGGGGAUGAGUUGUAUGAGCAGCAUUAUGAGAGAUUUAAACCGUUGGUUGUUGAAGCAAAGACACUCCUGGGAGAUCUUAGAAACGUGCGGUCUGGAGAUUGCGUGGUUGCAUUUUCUAGGAGAGAGAUAUUUGAGGUUAAAAUGGCAAUUGAGAGAUAUACCAACCACCGUUGCUGUGUAAUAUAUGGUGCGCUGCCCCCAGAAACUCGCAGGCAGCAAGCGAAUUUGUUCAACGACCAGGAUAAUGAAUUUGAUGUGCUUGUUGCUAGUGAUGCAGUGGGAAUGGGUCUGAAUCUUAACAUCAGAAGGGUUGUAUUUUAUAGCGUCUCAAAGUACAACGGUGAUAAGGUUGUUCCAGUUUCAGCAUCACAGGUGAAGCAGAUUGCUGGACGAGCUGGUCGGAGGGGAAGCAUCUAUCCAGACGGACUCACAACCACGUUACAUUUAAACGAUCUGGAUUACUUGAUUGAGUGUUUGAAGCAACCUUUUGAUGACGUUAAGAAAGUUGGUCUCUUUCCUUUCUUUGAGCAGGUUGAGAUGUUUGCAAGUAAACUCCAAGAUGUUUCAUUAUCCCAGCUGCUCGAAAAAUUUGGCCAGAAUUGCCGGCUGGAUGGAUCAUAUUUCUUAUGCCGACACGAUCAUAUUAAAAAGGUUGCAAACAUGUUGGAGAAGGUCCAGGAACUAUCUCUAGAGGAUCGGUUUAACUUCUGUUUUGCCCCUGUUAACAUCAGAGACCCAAAGGCUAUGUACCAUCUCGUGAGGUUUGCCUCAGCAUACAGUCAGAAAGUUCCUGUCAAUAUCUAUAUGGGCAUGCCAAAGGCUUCUGCUAGCAAUGACGCAGAGCUCUUGGAUCUUGAGUCUAAGCAUCAAGUUGUGUCCAUGUAUCUAUGGUUGUCACAACACUUCGAGAGAGAGAAUUUUCCAUAUGUGCAGAAGGCUGAGACAAUGGCAACAGAUAUCGCUGGCUUGUUGGCGGAGUCUCUUGUUAAAGCUAAUUGGAAACCCGAGUCAAGAAAGACGGGGAAACCAAUGCCCCAACAGAAGGCAGAUGUCUAUGACAGGCCAAGAUCACUCAUCAAACUAAAAGAGAAGGCAAGGAUCACUCAACACAAACAUUCAGAGAAAACAGCUACUUACUGAUGUGGGCGGAAAAGUGAAUAGUUUGAGGAAAAGUGAGUGUUUUGUUGGAGGGUGGCAAAUAUUGAACCCGUCAGCAAUCAAUGAAGGGGGAUCAUGUGGAGAAGGCGUGAAAGACCCGUAUCAAAAUUCAAUGCCUCUGUCUUGAAGUGCAAUGUGGAAAACCCCAGAUGAAAUGUUGUUGCACGUUGCUAUGGCAGAAACAAGGCGUGAAGAAGAACAUCUAAUGGCGGAUAGUAGAUACGACCCGACAUUUUUGGUGGUGAAGACGGGGUUGUAAGUGGAGAAGACCGGGGAUGUGCUGACAAUUCAAUGGGCCCAAGUUUGUGGAUGAAUUCUAUUCUAAUCCCAAACAUUUAAAACGUUCUACAAUCAGUAUUUAAUCUUGAGCAAGAAAUUUUGUGGAUCAAGAAAUUUUAGCCACAGUAAUUCAGAAGAAAGUGCUUGGAAUUGCUUGAGCAAGGAACUAACUUUGUGCAGUACAAAAUUAGAUAGAAGACUAUUAUAUGUCAACCUUUAUUAAGUACUCUGCCAGAGUAGUUAUAGGGUAUGUUUAGUUUGUUGAUUCGAGUUUUUAAUUCGAAUUGAGAUGUAAUUUUAUGUGAGUUUUUUAUUAUAGCAAAAAAGUUAAAUUUCUAGAGAGUAGUUGUAAUUUUGUUAUCAUCAGGGCUUACUAGGCAUAAUAUGACCUUUCCAAAGAAG